AUGGAGGCGUCACCACUGACACGCCAGCCUCAGCCAGAGGUCUUUGUUCCCAAGAUCAUCGAGCUCUACUCGGCCCUGUUCAAGGAGGAGGACGAUGGCGACAAGUCGGAGGGCUUCUGGAGGGAGUUUUUUCUGUUGCGACCCGACCGGCCGAUGCUGAGGAAGAUCCUAAACGACAUCCACCCGGCCGAUUUACUGCUCCUGGAGGGGCGGACGAGAGAGCUCUUUGGCCAGGCCAUCGCGGCGGUUAAAAAUGGCAAAGGCUCGGCCCCCUUAUAUGCUCUUGAUACCUUGAGCGUCUUUCUCGCCUGCGUAUUGACCAAGAAGCACUCGCACCCGAGCUCCGACAUCAUCACCAUACUGGCCGGUCUAGACCACGUUGAUACUGUGUUUACAGAUUUCGUGAGCACGCUUGAUGGCAUCAUUCGCAAUGGGACAAACUUGGAGCUGAGCCAUAAGGCUAUCGAGGUGCUACUAGCCGUCUCAGCCGGUGCAUAUCAGACGACGCUUCUUACGUACAUGAUACAGAGGGACCUCUUCCCCUCCAUUAUGAAGUUUAUUCAAAGCUCAGAGGAGCCUGAGCAGGGCCUAGAGCCAUUCACCCUGUUGGGAAUACUCGCCAACUAUAACAAGUUUGAGUUCCAAAACCCAUAUCAACUACGGUUGAACGACUUCGUCAACGAGGCCGUUAUUCAGAAAGUCGUCCGCUGCAUUGGUGGUGCAUGCCAGGCGUUGCGAUCUGAUUACAUCGACAUUCAGGAGGACCUUCCGGAGGGCUGGACGUUGAGUAGCACUCUAAACAUGUUUGGGCUUGGAGCCAUCACGCCCGGCCCCAAGCCAGAGAAGAAGCCCGUGUACGACGCCGCAACGGCAAAGCAGCUGUUUACGAAAUUGCCUGGCCAAAACGCCGCCAUUUUGCUGGCAACGUAUGAUUUCUCUCAUGCGAACAAGCUGUUUUGCUUCCAUCUCGUAACCUUGCCCGGUGAAAAGGGGAAGGAGCGUCCAAUGGCCAACUAUCUGUCACUCACCUCUUAUCUUCUGCAGCACUCCCACCUGUCGUCUCGAGCAACGUAUUACGCUCAUCUCAACCUGAUGGUGUUUCGCCUGCUGAUCGAGGACCCAGCCAUCUGCAAGAAGAUUUGCAGCGACGAGUCCAAGACGGCUGUGCGACUCUGUCGACAACGGCAGCCGUUCUUGCCCCUGGUCAAGGGGGAGCGGGUUCUUGCAGCAUGCGUUCUCGACACCAUGCUGGACGGCAUCAACCACAACCUAAAGCGGCGGUUGGACGUCAGCCUCUAUGUCCUCUGCCUGGGUAUCAUGCUCCGAAUCAUCUCGUAUCUUUCACGGUCCCGAACAAGACUGAGCUAUCACUGGUCAGAGUUUUUCCGGUCUUUGCUGUCCCUCAUCCGAUUCCUCAACACGUAUGCUUCAGACCUGAAAGAUUUACAGCACAUUGACACAGUCCUCGACCACGUCGUGAAUCUGGUGGCACUGUCGCUGUCUGCCGGCGAGGCCUUUUUGCCAACGCCAGCGGCAUACGACGACCUCUUUUACAAAGUGUUUGAAUCGGGCGAAGUGCUGGCGUCCUUUAAGGAGAGCUACCGGCUAGGAAACCGCAACAGCAACUCCAUCGACACGCUGAUCAACGUCAGCACACACUACAAGCAGAUGCUCACCGAGAGGGGCAACUCGGAGAAGAAGCUGCCGAGCAACCUGACGACGCAUCAAGUCGCCGAGGUGAUCAAGCAGGGCUACGAGACGCUCAGCAUCCAGGCGAAGGAGGGGCUGGAUGGGUGGGAGAGAUAUCGGGAGGCGGAUGAGAAGAUUUUGCUCAAGAAGCUGGCGAGGACGGCGGUGGGCGAUGUGAUGGGCAUGGUGGAGCGGCAAAACUAA
Trichoderma aggressivum f. europaeum is the source of this 1893-nucleotide messenger RNA. RefSeq lists its product as uncharacterized. The coding region runs from base 1 to 1893 and encodes 630 amino acids. Lineage: Eukaryota; Fungi; Ascomycota; Sordariomycetes; Hypocreales; Hypocreaceae. The record is from RefSeq and is a predicted model, not a curated record. The transcript has 6 exons. Gene Ontology annotation, cellular component: cytosol.